Messenger RNA from Drosophila persimilis, 1653 nucleotides. RefSeq names its product hornerin. The record is from RefSeq and is a predicted model, not a curated record. NCBI's taxonomy places the organism in Eukaryota, Metazoa, Arthropoda, Insecta, Diptera, Drosophilidae. The transcript has a single exon. The coding region runs from base 53 to 1624 and encodes 523 amino acids.
UAAUUUUUUUUGCAAUUUAUUUGCUGCUGUUUUUUGUAUUGUGCCCGUGAGAAUGCAGUUUGGAAGAAUCCCGUUAGCUGUGGCUCUGUUCAGCUGCUGCUGCGCAUUGCUCGUCAAUGCCGACGUCCCCACCGAUGCCAUCGCUAAGCAGGCCUCUGCCCCAUCCGCCACGCCUACCAAACUGAAGCGAGAUGCCGGCUUAAGCUUCGGCAGUGGCCUCUACCACGGCCCCUCGCACAAGUACCUGCCUCCCGGUCCAUCCCACUCCUCCUCCUACGACUCGGGCUUCGGGUACGCUUCGACUCUGCACGGAAAUGGGCUUUCGUCCAACAGCGGCUACGACUUCGGGCAUGCGGAUACCACUCUGGAGAGCUACGGAGGACACCAUUAUGGAGGACACUCCUCCCAUGGAAGGCCGCACUACAUCAGCAGCAGCAGCGGCAGUGGACACCACCAUCAGGGGCCCAAGGUAGAGACUUACAUUGUGCAGACGAGCGGUGGAUCUGCAUCCGGACAUGGCCAUAGCUACCACGGACACGGCCCAAGUCACGGUCACGGCUACGGAUACAGUCAUGGAUACGGACAGGGGCACGGGUCUGGAUCAGGAUCUGGCUCCGGCUCCGGACUGGGCUACAAGUACUCCUCCCACGGAUCCACUGGUGGAGGCGUUGGAGGAGGCUACCUGAAUCUUCUGGGAGGCCACAAGCCCAGCAGCACCUAUCUGGUAGCCGGUCCAGAGUACUCUCACAGCAGUCAUCACGGAGGAUCAGGAGCAGGAGCCCGUCCAAGCUACGCAAUCUCCUCCCAGCACUCUUCGGCUGGUCACGGCUUCAAUCACGGAUUCGGUCAUGGACUGAGCCAUGGACCCAGCCACGGGCAUUCUCUGGAGCACGUAUCCAACCACGGGCACGCCCUGGAGCACGCCUUGGAGCAGGGUCUGAGCCACGCCCUGAGCCUUAGCCAUGGAGGGGCGCAGCUUGGUGGCUAUCCCCAUCACGCCCCAUCAGCCCAUCCCGCACUGGAGCAUCAUCUGGGCGGAGAGGAGACCUCCGGCUACAGCUACGAUGCGCCCAGCAUUGGCUUUGGCAAAUCCCCGCCUCUGAGCAGCUACGGAGUUCCGCUGCUGCCCGGCUAUGAGCAUCAGCAACACCCACAGCACCCGCUGCCCGAUCAAGUGCAGGUCCAGGUGCUAGAAGAGCAGGAGCACAAGGCAGAGCAGGCAGCGGAGGAGCACCAGACGCCCGUUUAUGCGUUGGGCCACAAGGGUCUGGGCCACUUUAGCUACACAGCCAACAAGCCACAGGCCCUGCACACCGAUGUCCUGUCCAACAGCGGUGGCCACCAUCAUUCCAAUGAUAUUUCCUUGAACGAGCUGUCCAAGGCGCCCUUCAAGCCAAGCGCCUUCCUGGGGGCUAAGCACGAGCCCAGCUCCGGGUCUGGCUAUGACUAUGCCACGCCCAGCAAUCAGUAUCUGCAGCCCCCAACCUCGUCAGGAUACGACUACCAGGCCCCCCCGCCCCAGGUGCUGUACGGUGCACCAGGGCACUCGGGGGACUCGGCCACGCCCAUAUUCGAGCCAGAGGCCACCUACCUGCCGCCCGUGCCCACCCACGGAUAUCAUUAAAUUAUUAAACUACUUUUAAGAGCUUUAAG